ACUCAAACGUCCUCCCAAACAGUUAUAAAGCCCAAAGGUGUAGAUAGCCUUGUUAAGCUGGCCUUGACUUUUUGUCCACACUCACUGUCACUCUUUUGCAGAACAUCUCUAUAAUCGACAGGGAUCGACAAGGCCCCAGUAAUAUUCACAACUUGCGACGCGACUGACAUCACUCUGGACCUGUCAAACCGGCGUUAAGAAUCAACGCACGCAAUGUACAGUCAACUCCUCGUCCUUGCUCUGGCAUUCAUGACUUCUGUCGAUGCCCGUCCUAGGCUUGAACGACAAUCGAAGUAUCAUCGCAGAUCACUCAUCGAAAAACGGGCGACAUCGGCGACGAGCGUCUCUGGAUGGUCCUACAUCGGGUGUUAUAAAGAUAAUGGAGACCGAACGCUCAACGGUGACAAGAAGAUCAGCACAACCAUGACUCCUUCCGUUUGCAUCAGCUAUUGCUCUGGGCUUGGCUAUUCCUAUGCCGGUCUUGAGUACUAUGACGAGUGUUACUGCGGUAACUCCUUAGAUUCCUCCAAAACUUCUGACGAUAGCCAAUGUCAAUUUGCUUGUGCUGGUGACAGUUCUCAGAAAUGCGGCGGUGUCUAUCAGCUCGGUAUCUAUCAACUCGGCGGCUCAACAACCACGACGUCCUCUACCACAACCAAAGCUAGUUCGACUACCUCCACUUCUGCUGCCGCUACCAGCACUUCUGCUGCUGCCACAUUCGUUGGAUGCUACAAGGAUAACGGCGACAACCGAACGUUGAACGGCAGCAAGAAGGUUAGUAGCUCUGUGACACCUUCUGUCUGCAAUAGUUACUGCUCGGGUCUUGGAUAUACUUAUGCUGGAACUGAAUCCUAUAAUGAGUGCUACUGCGGUAACACCCUUGAUUCGUCAAAGGCCGCCGACAAUAGUCAAUGUCAAUUUGCUUGUGCUGGUGACAGCUCUCAGAAAUGCGGCGGUGCCUAUUACGUCGGUGUCUAUCAGCUCGGCAAUUCAGUAACUACGACGUCGACAACGUCCAAAGCUUCAUCUACUACUACUGCCAGCACCAGCGUAACCGUCUCUGCUAACGCUGCCGUCACCAGCACUGUCGGUGUGGCAGCGGUCCCCAGCGCUUCAAGCACUAAGGCCCUCUACGCUCACCAUAUGGUCGGCAACACCUACUCUUACAUACAAUCCAUUUGGGCCAACGAUAUCUCUCUUGCCUCUGCUGCCGGUAUCGACGGUUUCGCCCUCAACUACGGUAUUGAUACAUGGCAGCCUGCCCGUAUUGCCGAUGCCUAUGCUGCUGCCAAGGCACAAGGAUCCUUCAAGCUUUUCUUGUCGCUCGAUGUCUCUUCUUUGAGUUGUUCUACAGCGUCUGACGCAGCCACUCACGUAGCCAGCAUCGCAACCUACGCCACCCACUCUGCUCAAGCCACAUAUAACGGUAAAGUUCUCGUCUCGACAUUCUCCGGUGAAUCCUGUACUUUCGGCCAAGGAUCUGUCUCGGCUGGGUGGACCUACUUCCGCUCCCUUUUAACGGCCAAGGGCAUUUCGAUCUAUUUCCUCCCUUCUAUUUUCUCCGAUAUCUCAACGUUCUCCAGCAACUCUUGGAUGGACGGCGAAUUCAACUGGAAUGGUGGCUGGCCUACAGGCAGUACCGCUCUUAGCACUUCUUCUGACAUUUCAUAUAUGUCAGCGUUGGGCAGCAAGGGUUACAUGGCCCCUGUGUCCCCGUGCUUCUUCACUUACUAUUCCCCGUCAAGUUACAACAAGGACUGGAUUUACAGGUCAGACGACUGGCUCUUGGCAAGGAGGAUGGAGCAAAUCAUCUCUAUGAGGAAUUCCUUUGACAUGGCGGAGAUCAUCUCUUGGAACGAUUACGGAGAGAGUCAUUACAUUGGUCCUAUCCGAGCCGAUCAGCCCAACUCUCAGGGAUGGACCGCCGGUAUGCCCCACACCGCAUGGCUCAACCUCAUUGCUUAUUACGCACCCGCUUUCAAGACCGGAUCUUAUCCUUCUGCCAGUGAUCAAAUGAUCCUCUGGACCCGCCCUCACCCAAAGGCCGCAACCCCCACGGCUCCGACCUGCGCCCGCCCUUCCUAUUGGAACAACACCGAUGAUAAUCUCUACGUCUGGGUUGCCCUCAAGGCGGCCGCUACGGUAACCAUUACCAGCGGUAGCAACACUGGUUCCUGGUCCUUACCAGCAGGUGUCAGUAAGAUCGGUAUUGCAAGCGCCGCUGGUAGCAUUACUGGCAAAAUUGUGAGAAGCGGCACGACAGUGAAGAGCUAUGACUCUAGUGGAUCCUUCAGCUAUACUCUGACUCCCACUGAUUAUAACUAUAACUAUUUCGUUGCCGCUGUCUGAAAAUCUUUUUUCAUCUUCUACUAUCUAUUUCCUUAUUUCACUAAAUGAGAUUUUAAUCGCAGAAAUAUCUAUAUAUGUCUAUCUUCUGAGCGAGGUUAGUGAUUUCAAUAGCUUCAUUUCAGGUUAGCUUCCAAUAUACCAGUGCGUCAUACCAUCAAACAACAUAGAAUUUGAUUUUAGUCCCUGUUUUCGUUUUCGCCAUACCCUUUCAUGUCUUCGUAUGCUGUAUCAGCUAGUAAUGAGGAUGAAUCAGGACACUUAUUAAUGACGGAGAGCAACAACGAAAACAAGG
Molecule: messenger RNA, 2641 nt
Organism: Cryptococcus deneoformans JEC21
Lineage: Eukaryota; Fungi; Basidiomycota; Tremellomycetes; Tremellales; Cryptococcaceae
Exons: 5
Coding region: 214-2349 (711 amino acids)
Molecular function (GO): glucan endo-1,3-alpha-glucosidase activity
Source: RefSeq, a predicted model, not a curated record